This is a messenger RNA of Aureobasidium uvarum, 360 nucleotides long. Lineage: Eukaryota; Fungi; Ascomycota; Dothideomycetes; Dothideales; Saccotheciaceae. The record is from the annotation of a GenBank genome assembly.
AUGUCCACCGCCGAGCUCGCUUCCUCCUACGCUGCCCUCAUCCUGGCCGAUGAAGGUAUUGAGAUCACCCUCAACACCCUCAUCUCCGCCGCCAAGCUCGAGGUUGAGCCCAUCUGGACUCAGCUCUUCGCCAAGAAUCAAAGGAACCUUUGUCUGACUCGUCGCGUGUCCCACAGGNCUCUCGAGGGCAAGGACGUCAAGGAGCUCCUCCUGAACGUCGGCUCCGGCUCUGGUGCCGCCGCCGCCCCCGCUGGUGGUGCUUCCGCCGGUGGUGCCGCCGCUGAGGACGCCCCCGCCGAGGAGAAGGCCGAGGAGAAGGAGGAGUCUGACGACGACAUGGGCUUCGGUCUUUUCGACUAA